UCACAACAGGAAUAACAUAACAACAGGAAUAACAUAACAACAGGAAUAGCCUAACAACAGGAAUAACCUAAAAAAGGAGAAACAGAACUAAAACCUUACCAAAGGAAACCAAUGCAAAUGUGCAAAACAAUGUCCAUCGUUUGCCUAUUCCUGGCAAUGAUAGCCUGCGCCUUUGCCCAUCCAAUGUGGCCUAGACAUGGGGCACGCCAAAUGCCUAUUAACAUUCUGCCGUUCGCGCCAUCUCCAUUUAUACCCAUGAUUCCAUUACCUAGAAACCAAGAUGGCGCAUGGACAGGAAACACUGGUUUUGGAACUCAGUGGUCAGACCAGUGGACAACAGGUCAGAAUGGUCAGCUUGGACUCAACGGCCAGAAUGGUCAGUUUGGAUUUAAUGGUCAGAAUGGUCAAUUUGGAAUAAAUGGUCAGAAUGAUCUGUUUGGACUAAACGGUCUGAACGGUCAGUUUGGACUAAACGCUCAGAAUGACCAGUUUGGACAAAACGCUCAGAAUGGACAGUGGAUUGAUGGCUCAUCCAGCGGUCUAAAUUCAUGGGCCCUUGAUUCACAGGGAAAUGGCUUCACCAAUGAUCUUAACACGGGUACUAGCGGUGAUCCAUGGGCAACAUACAAGCAACUUAACGCUGGUAUCGGCGGCAAUACCCAAUCUGGAGCUGGGCUUUCUCAGCAGGUGCUCGGAGGUCAGGGAUUCAACAACCAGCUCGGCACUAAGCAGUGGCCUGGCUUUCAACAGAGUGGAGUGAGCAAUAAUGGUUUUGGAAAUGGUGUACGACAGAACUCGUGGACUGGUUCUCAAGAUAUGAACUUCCCCGCUGUACCUAACCGUCAGCAGACGGGUUCCUUUAAUCAGAGGUUUGGGACCGGCCUUGUUAACAAUGGAAUUCCAAACAAUCAGGCUACUUGGUGGAAAAAGUAGUUGUUACAAACAUAUUGCAACAGACUUACACUUUAGUUUUGUAUAUUUAUUGAUGUAUUAUUUAUAAAGAUGUGCAAUAAUGUAAUUUAUAUACGAUGUGAA
Molecule: messenger RNA, 1035 nt
Organism: Mya arenaria
Lineage: Eukaryota; Metazoa; Mollusca; Bivalvia; Myida; Myidae
Product: N66 matrix protein-like
Exons: 4
Coding region: 112-933 (273 amino acids)
Source: RefSeq, a predicted model, not a curated record